UCAUUAGCCAUUAGCUGCCUGUCUGUUCACUUGUCUAAAGUUGGGCGAAAGCAUUUGUCCUCUCGUCUCCCUGAAACGUGUUGUUGGUGUUGCUGCGGUACAUGAUUUUAGCUCGCUCAUUAAUCAAGAUGUCGAGUCACAAUCCGUUGCUGAGGCUGGAGCAGCGAGCAGCUGAGGCCGACCAGCUCAUCGAGUACCUCAAACAGCAAGUCCAGCUGCUAAAGGAGAAAGCCAUUCCAGACGUUGCAGUGCCAUCAGGCGACGCCGGUGUUGAUUUGUGUGCAAAAGCCGCCCCUCCCAAUCCUUGUGAUGCACCGUCCUCUGCUCCCCCAUCUGCUGCUGCCGCCCAGAGCCAGCCUCCCAAAGAUGAGCCUAAAAAAAAGAAGCAAGAGAAAAAAGCUGGAGGUGAGAAAGCGGAGAAGAAGCAGGCGACGCCCAGCCAAGACGAAGCCAAGGUGGACGUGUCUCGCCUGGACUUGCGCGUCGGUCGUAUCGUCUCAGCCGAGAAGCACCCAGACGCUGACAGCCUGUAUGUAGAGCAGGUCGACGUGGGGGAGGCUGCUCCCAGGACGGUGGUCAGCGGGCUGGUCAAGCAUAUACCUCUGGAGCAGAUGCAGAACCGCAUGGCUGUGCUGCUGUGUAACCUUAAGCCUGCCAAGAUGAGAGGAGUCGUGUCUCAGGCGAUGGUCAUGUGUGCCAGCUCGCCAGACAAGGUUGAAAUCCUCGAUCCUCCAAGCGGAGCGGUACCAGGAGACAGAGUUGCCGUCCAAGGCUUUCCAGGUGAGCCCGACAAGGAGUUGAACCCCAAAAAGAAGGUGUGGGAGCAGGUGCAGCCCGACCUGCGCACGGAUGACCAGUGUGUUGCAACGUACAAGGGUGCUGCCUUUGAAGUCGCUGGCAAGGGAGUGUGCAAAGCUCAAACCAUGAGCAACAGUGGAAUCAAAUGAAAUACCAGAGCUGCUUGAAACAGCUCUGUGUUUACUCAACAGUCCGGUGAUGACCACAGAUGGUGUUGAGCAGUGGGAUAGUGAUAAAUGAGAGCAAAUUCUUUUAAGAUGUUCAAUAAAGGAUUUUGAUUAGCUUCA
Molecule: messenger RNA, 1085 nt
Organism: Austrofundulus limnaeus
Lineage: Eukaryota; Metazoa; Chordata; Actinopteri; Cyprinodontiformes; Rivulidae
Gene: aimp1a
Product: aminoacyl tRNA synthetase complex interacting multifunctional protein 1a
Molecular function (GO): tRNA binding
Source: RefSeq, a predicted model, not a curated record